AUGAAGGAAGUAGUGACAGCGAGAGAUUUAGCGCUAGUGUUAGAUGCCGAAGAAUUCUUGGAGCGCUUGGAAGACUGUAAGGCUUGGUCAGAUUUUUCUGAUCAAGAAAUAUUGCAGGCGCUGCCAAUCAUCCUUCAGAAAACUGCCAGCAGUUGGUUUAGGUCGUUGCGCCGUGAAAUUAAUUCGUGGAAAUCAUUCAAGAGGGCGUUCAAGAAUGAAUAUCUGGUGACGGUAGACGACGAUGACGUGAUUGACGAGUUGAGGGCCAGGACGCAAGGGAAAGGAGAGAAAAUCUCACCAUAUUUGACCAGCUUUAGAUUAAUCUUAGAUCAUAUGAAGCGACCUCUCAGCCAGAAGAAACAAGUCAAGAUCGCCUACAAAGGUUUGACGCCAGCAUACAGACGUCAAUUAGACAGGUUGUAUUUCGAAUCGUUGAGUCAAAUGGAGAAGAUCCUUAGAAAUUAUGAGAAGGCCAGGGACUUGGACGAAAGAUAUACCCCCCCUCCACCUAAAGAGAAGAUGCGUUUUCCUGCAGCAGCCGUGAAGGAAAGCCGAUUCAAUAAAAUAGUGAGAUCAGAAGCAGCGACGUCAGAGGAGGAGUCAGAGUCGAGUGGUAGUGACCACUCUACCAAGGAGAUUAAAGAGACGAACGAGGCCAGAAUAAAAGAGAAGCCAGAAAGUGUAUGUGUAGAUGCCAUGACACUUAUGACAACAGCCCAGAAUUCAGCAGUGCAGAGUCAAGUAGCCAGUUCACCCCCACCACAAAUCUUGCCAGGACCUAUGCAAAUUGCAUUCCCAGCCAUGUAUGCAGGAAAUGUGUCAGGAAGAGCCAAACCAAUUGGUUUGCCAAAUGUAGAACAAAAUGGUUCACAAACGGCAACAAAGCAAUUUAUGGGAGUUUGUUUCCAGUGUCAAUCUAUGGGACAUCGGGCCAGAGAUUGUCCCAGGAGGAUCUGUUUUCAAUGUCAGCAACAGGGACAUUACGCCAAACAAUGCCCCCUGAGGCAAACUCAAGUAGAGUCAUGCCUAGUGUGCAAAACACCCGGAAUAAACUUCUUGAGCUGCCAGAAUUGUGUGGCAAUACGGACAGUCUUGGAGAGCGGUGCCUGGAGGGCAUAG
Leptopilina heterotoma is the source of this 1119-nucleotide messenger RNA. RefSeq lists its product as uncharacterized. The record is from RefSeq and is a predicted model, not a curated record. The transcript is spliced from 2 exons. NCBI's taxonomy places the organism in Eukaryota, Metazoa, Arthropoda, Insecta, Hymenoptera, Figitidae. Gene Ontology annotation, molecular function: zinc ion binding; nucleic acid binding. Bases 1 to 1119 code for a protein of 372 amino acids.